AUUAAUUAGUUAUUGAUUACGGAUAUUAAAAAAAAGUAGAAAACAAAUACUCUCUCUCUCUCUCUCUCUCCACGUAUUGUCUGUUCUGGCCUGGUCUUCCUCUACUCUACAUUCACUUCCCCUGUAUCAUCCUCCCUCGCAGGGAAAUGUAUUUUUGGCCAAAAAAAAUUCCAAGAAACGGAGAUUUUUAUAGAGGAUAAGUAGGGUUUCUGCUGCCGUGUGUUUGGAGGCCGGCGUUGUUAUUGAUUGAUUGCGGAAAUGCCGCUGUCGAGGUAUCAGUUAAGAAAUGAAUACGGUUUGGCCGAUCCGGAGCUGUACAGGGCUGCCAAUAAGGAUGAUCCAGAGGCUCUCUUGGAAGGCGUUGCCAUGGCUGGCCUUGUUGGCCUCUUGCGCCAGCUUGGUGACCUUGCGGAGUUUGCUGCCGAGGUAUUUCAUGAUUUGCAUGAAGAAGUAAUGACAACUGCAGCUAGAGGACAUGGCCUAAUGGCUCGUGUUCAGCAGCUUGAGGCUGAAUUCCCUUCAAUUGAGAAGGCAUUUCUCUCUCAAACUGAUCAUUCGCCAUUCUUUACUAAUGCAGGUGUUGACUGGCAUCCUAAUUUGCGCAUGGAACAGAAUCUGAUCACUCGUGGAGACUUACCUCGUUUUGUAAUGGACUCUUAUGAAGAAUGCCGUGGUCCCCCACGGUUAUUCCUUUUGGACAAGUUUGAUGUUGCGGGGGCUGGAGCAUGUUUGAAGCGUUACACUGAUCCAUCAUUUGUUAAAGUUGAAGCAACAUCCUUUGGAAUACCAGCAUUAGAUGUUCAGAGAGAGAAGAAAAUCCGAAAAGUGAAGAAGAAAGGAUCGCGCUGGAGGAAUGGAGAAACCCCAGAAGUGCCAACAUCACAUGCCAAAUUGCAUCAGUUAUUUUUGGAGGAGCGGGUUGAGAAUGGUCAUCCUGACCCUGCACGCCUUGUGAAAUUGAAGAGAAGGCAGCUAAAUGGAUUUCCAUUUGAUCUGAAACCUGGAAAAAGUUACAUGGAGAAAUUCCUGGGAACUUCUUCACCUGAACAUAAAGUAGUUCAUGAGGUUCCUGUUAUUCCAUCACCAUUGAAAUUGAUAUCGGAUGAUUCUAAUGAAUCCGGGCUUGAAAUAGUUGAGAUAAGUACUGUAAGUCCUGUGAAAAAGUCAUCAGAAGGAAGUGAAAGCACGUGUUCAUCUCCUAAAGCACCGGAAGUUGCAUUAAAACCUUACAGGCAUGACUUGAAUGAGGAUGCUAUUAAUAGAGAAAUUGUGAUGGUCACUGACCCAGUUGCUGGUGGUGAGGCACAUGAAUCUCCUUAUGUCACUCAUAAGAUGGCAAUUGAAAGUGAAUUAGCAGUUGAUGAAGAUGGCAAAACAGAGGCAAGUCUUGAUGGGAACCAUUCUGAUGACCUGAUUAGUGAGGUGGAUAACUACACAGAUGCUCUUACUACCAUGGAGUCAGAAAUGGAAACAGAUAAUGAGUACAAGCUUAAGACUGAGCAGUGUUUCUUGAAGGGUGUAAAACAUGCGACAGAUUCUGAUGCAAUUGAGGAAAAUCUAGACAUACGAGCUAAUUUUUCUGAUUCUCAGUCAUUUGGAAAUUCAUCUAUGUCUGAUGAUGGGAGAGGUUCAUUUAAGCAAGGGCAAUCUAGUUUUUCCUACUCUGAUUCUGUUAGCAAUUUUGCUGAGAAUAUACCAUCUGACAGCGAAGGGGCAGUGAAAAUAUCCCCUUCAUCUGAAAAUCAUGCAGCAGAGAUUGUGGAUUCACCAUUUGACCCUCCAUCUGUUGAUGUGGAGACUCUAGGAACUCAAUCCAGUGAGCUUUUAGUGGUACACAAGAAGUGCAUUGAGGAAGACACAAUUCCUAAUACUGGAGAAGAAACUGGUAGUUUGUUUCCAUCAGAUUCGAAUAAUUUGCUUCCACCUUCAGUUCCUGUUGCAAAUUCAAUUGUCGUAGAAACUGAAUCAGAAGAAAUAUCCUGCGACUGUAAACUUGGUCCAAAGUCACCAAACAUUGGCGAAAAUGGGACAGGUUUAUCUGAUUCUUCCAUAGUUGUAUCUGAUGUUCCUUCACAUGCAGCGCAUAAUAAUUUACCUACAGUUUCUUCUCAAGGUUGUCUUGUGGAAGAUUCAGAUCAUGAAGAUCCCAAUAUGGGUUUACAUUCUUCAAAUGUGGCAGAUCUGGAAAAGAAAGACUCUGAUGGCUUUGUGAAAGAAGUGCUUCAAACAGAUUAUGCAGAUGGAAUUAAUGAUGAAAUUUUUGUUGCAGGAAAAAUUGACUCUCCACAUGCAGUUAUUUUGCCAUCAACGGAGCAGUUCCCUUGCUCAAUUUCGCCGGAAGUUGACGUGGAUUUAGACAUCGCACUUGUUUCUGAAAGUUCAGACAUUGUAAACCCUUUUCACAUAGAUUCUGAAGUUGUUGAUGUCACUGCUGGAGUUAACCCUGAAAAUGUAAGGGGUAUUGUGGCAACUCUAGAGGUUGGUAGCAUUAUGGAGCAUCAAUGCUCAGAUAUAUCAGUUGAUGUCUCACAGGUUGAACGUGAAUUGACUGAAGUAGGAGCAACACAUUCUGAAGAGACGAGUCUUGAAGAAACUUCUGCAGCUGAUGGUGGUGAGGAAAUAGGUAGAUGUGCUAGCAAGUUGGAUGUGGGAGAAGAUUCUGUCCCUUUUGAGCAUCCAGUGAAUUUUUCAGAUAAACAAAUUCUUGAUGAGCACGUAAACUUAAAGGAAGAUGUAGGUGCAUCUCCUGUUAGUGUUACUGUCACCACUGGUGCUGAUGAUGGUGUUAAUGUUGCUAAUGUCCUCUCUUCAGACUUGGUUUGCUCUCCAUCCAGCAAUCUUUCAUAUAUUCAAGAAUCUGAUACUGGAAAUGAGGGUGCACAUCAGAAAGGGUUGGACUUUAAUGAGGGUGCACAUCAGAAAGGAUUGGACUUUAAUGAGGGUGCACAUCAGAAAGGAUUGGACUUAAAUAAGGGAGCUUUUCCAGAAUAUUGUCCUGAAUCAGAGGAACAAAAGGAAGUAGAACAAAUGGAAGUUGCUCCUACAGAUUUGGACUCCAGUCCAUAUGAAUCACUCUCUGAUGACCAUUCCAAUCUAGAAGCGCUCAAACAUGUUCAUGAGUCAGCUGUUGCUGCUCAUACACAACGUUACUCUUAUAUCAGUGAUGACACUGUACCAUCUUCAGAGCUAAGCAAACUGGAUUUGGAAUCAAAACAACAUGCCUACUUGAGGCAUUCUAUAGAUAUUAGUGAAGAUGCUGUGUCUGCACCUACCUCUUAUCUAUCAGAAGUAGAAACUUCUUUAGAACACUCAUUGGAGUUGCCUGCUGAUCAAAUUUUUGCAGAAUCAGUCUGUGCAGUCAUGGAUGAAGUGAAUUUUGAGUCAUUGGAUCUUCAGAGUACACCUCCUUGUCACCUUGCAGAGCCUGGAGUUCCUUCAGAGUCGACAGUGGAAUUGCAAUCUGAUCAACUCGAUGAGGGAUGUCUGCAAGCAGAUAAGACUAGUCCUAAGUCAUCAAAUCUGCAGUUUGAAGAGAUACAGACUGUGAGUGAAAUAGAUAAAAAAAGAUGCCUUGGUGCUUCUUCCAAACAAGAUGCUCCUUCAGGCCAAGAACUUCAAAUGCAACCAGCAGGUCCAGAACUUAAUGAUGCUAUGUUGUCAAGGAAUCCAUUUGAUUCCGUCUUUCCUAGCUUUGGCAUACUCCCUGAGAAUCUGGAGGAGGUGCCACCAUUGCCACCCCUACCUCCUAUGCAAUGGAGGCUAGGCAAGGUUCAACCUGCUCCACCAGCUUCACAUAAAGAAUGGAUUGAUCAUGGUGAGGGCACCUUGCUGCCAAUACAGCCAUUUGCAGCUGAUGAGAAAUCACAAUUUGAUUUCCUAUCGUCAGGUAGAGAGAUUCCAAACCCGUUUUUGCAUUUUACUUGUGCUGAUAUUCAGAAGCCACAAUAUAUAUCUGCAGAGUCUGUGGAAAAUUCCUUGCAGCCAACUCCACUCUCAUUGGAGAUGCCAACUGUUAUCAGCAAUGCAAACAGUCAACUGGUUUGUCAUCCAUUAGAGGGAGGACAAUCCUUGAACCCAUUCUUGACCUUACCAGAAAUAAUUAAUGGGAGGCCUGAGGAUGGUUUCCUUGCAUCAGGAGGAAGACCAAUAAGAUCUAGUCCAAACCUAUUAUCACCAUUGGCAACUGUAGAGCAUAUACCCACUGAGCAUGAUCCUGUACCCUCACAUGGCCUGGAAAUCAAGCCCUCAAGCCAAUUGACACCCGAAUCAAUUUUAGAAGCAAAGGAACCUGAACACAGUUUGCAAAAUUCGGAAGAAAAAAGGGAUUCUCAUGACAAAUCUAUAUCAACACCAACUAUGCUAGAAGAUCACCCUCAGCAGGAUUCAUUAACCUUGCAUGGAGAAACAACAUGGGCACCAAGUUCAUUAGCUUUGCCACCAAUCUUUGAAGUUGGAAAACCAAAUGGUAGUAAGCUUCCUCGUCCUCGGAAUCCUCUCAUUGAUGCUGUUGCUGCACAUGACAAAAGCAAGUUGAGAAAGGUAACAGAACGAGUUCGCCCUCAGAUUACACCAAAAUUAGAUGAAAGAGAUUUGCUACUAGAACAAAUACGAACUAAGUCCUUUAACUUGAAGCCUGCGGCUGUGAUGAGGCCUAGCAUUCAGGGUAUUCAGGAUACAAAAACCAACUUGAAGGUUGCGGCCAUAUUGGAGAAAGCAAAUGCAAUUCGCCAGGCUUUGGCUGGAAGUGAUGAAGACGAUGAUACAGACAGCUGGAGCGAGUGAUUCUUGAGAAAACUUGCUCAAUUGCAGCAUUUUACCGUGGUGGUUAAUGCCUGCUUUAGAUACACAUUAAUUCUCCCCAAAAGUGAAUAGCAAUCACUGCAGUUUGGGUAAAGUGAAUAGCAACCACUGCAGUUUGGGUUUUCUUUUCCGCUCUACGCUAUAAAUUCAUGUAUAGUCUUUCUGUUCCACUCGUCUUCCUUGUCACACAUAGUUGUUGAAGAUGCACCGGUUGGUAUGUUGCCCCCUGCUCUUUCUCAGGAACCCAAUCCAAGGCAAAACGUUUAUUUUACAAGAAUGGCUCAGCGUGCAAGCGCUUAUCCAGUCAAAAUGUGUGUAUAACUGUAUUAGUAUCUCAGUGGGUGUAAAUUUUGUUGGAGUGGCGUAAAUUUUGAGGUGAAGCGCUCAUAUAAUGAAAUUUUGUAAUUUGUAUGUAGUGAUUUCGUUAUAUACACCUCUGCCCCGAUUAGAAUGUUCUCUAGUUUAUGGAAUGAUUGUAUGAGGUUUGCAUGAUU
Messenger RNA from Hevea brasiliensis (rubber tree), 5294 nucleotides. RefSeq names its product protein SCAR2. Gene Ontology annotation, biological process: actin cytoskeleton organization; positive regulation of Arp2/3 complex-mediated actin nucleation. Gene Ontology annotation, molecular function: actin binding; protein kinase A regulatory subunit binding; Arp2/3 complex binding. Bases 259 to 4782 code for a protein of 1507 amino acids. The record is from RefSeq and is a predicted model, not a curated record. Gene Ontology annotation, cellular component: cytoskeleton. The transcript is spliced from 9 exons. Lineage: Eukaryota; Viridiplantae; Streptophyta; Magnoliopsida; Malpighiales; Euphorbiaceae.